Molecule: messenger RNA, 1215 nt
Organism: Nanorana parkeri
Lineage: Eukaryota; Metazoa; Chordata; Amphibia; Anura; Dicroglossidae
Gene: ABRA
Product: actin binding Rho activating protein
Exons: 2
Coding region: 19-1203 (394 amino acids)
Biological process (GO): positive regulation of transcription by RNA polymerase II; positive regulation of Rho protein signal transduction
Cellular component (GO): sarcomere
Molecular function (GO): actin binding
Source: RefSeq, a predicted model, not a curated record
CAUUAUUGUUACUAUAACAUGGCUUGUGAAAAAACAAUGAAACCUGCACAACGAGCCAUAAGGAAGAUCAAGACUGCAAGUUUAGUAUCCAGCUUAACCAGAGGUUGGCAACAAUGGGCAACUGAACAGUCAACAAAGCAAGAACAAGAACCCUCGGGUUGGAUGCCUACAACGGAUGAUGAGAUUAUGGAGAACCACUGUUUAACAUUGAAGGUUAAAUUGAAAGCUCCAGUUGUUGUGGAACCAAGAAAAGAAGUUGGAUCACCUUCAGAAGAAUCUAAAGAAACACACAUCAAAACAAAAUCUGUGACAAAAAGUUUUGCAAGCAAAGCCCAGGAGAAAGGAAUGGAUAUUGGUUACUUAACUGAAAGAUAUGAAAAAGAUCCCAGUACGCAGAAAUAUGAUGAACUUAUGAUGGAUAAACUCCUCCAAGCCAAUACGUCUCCAACCCGCAGAAGAAAGUGCUCGAAUCUGGUGUCCCAACUCACCAAAAGCUGGAAACAGAUCGAACAUGAUGAUGAAGGAACCGAAACAUCUUCCAAGACUUUACCAAAGCUUGCCAAGUGUCGAAGUGAAAGCCUAGAAACUGAAGAUAGUGGCUAUGGAGAGAAUGAGGAAGUCAAACCAGAAAAAGAGAAGAUAGAGAUCAUAGAGGAGAAGAAGAAAGACACAGAGGAGAAGGAGGAGGACACUGCAAGAAUUAAGCGGUCAUAUAAUUCACUAAAUAACAAGACAGUUACAGGACUUAACAAGAUUAACAAAGCCUACAAGCGGUGCAGCCAAGUGAACAACAUCAAGGGGAGGUGGGAGAAGUGGUCAGACGACCACACGGAGACCCAAAAGCUGAACCCCUUCAGUGAUGAAUUUGACCACAAAUUUGCAAUGUCCCAGAGGCUGCAGAAGGGUGACCAGGGCUAUGGACGUCCUAAGGAAGGAACAAAGACAGCCGAGAGAGCCAUGAGGGCGGAAGCACACAUACAUCGGGAAAUGAGAGAUCUUUGCUUCAUCAUCUCCACCAUAGCCGAACCAGGGAGAGACGGCAAGAUGCGUGUCACCUUCGGGGAACUCUUUGACAGAUACGUGCGGAUCUCCGACAAGGUGGUGGGAAUCCUUCUGAGAGCCAGGAAACACGGGAUGGUGGAUUUCCUGGGAGAAAUGUUGUGGCAAGGAAGGGACGAUGAUGUGAUAAUAACAUUGAUAUGAUAAUGCAAUAGA